Molecule: messenger RNA, 2551 nt
Organism: Macrobrachium nipponense
Lineage: Eukaryota; Metazoa; Arthropoda; Malacostraca; Decapoda; Palaemonidae
Gene: Cog4
Product: conserved oligomeric Golgi complex subunit 4-like
Exons: 17
Coding region: 80-2359 (759 amino acids)
Biological process (GO): Golgi organization; retrograde vesicle-mediated transport, Golgi to endoplasmic reticulum
Cellular component (GO): COG complex
Source: RefSeq, a predicted model, not a curated record
AAACUGACGUCAGACGGUCAGACUCAGACCGGUCAGGAAGUUCAGUCAAAACUUCGGAUGUUUUGGUCUUUGUAAAGGUAUGGAGACGUCCGUGGAAGGCAUCAUCGACCCUUUGAAGUUAACGUCGUUGAGUGAUAUUAAAGAAGCUUAUGACAGAUUGUGCCAAGAAGAGGUAGCAGUAGCUGAACGUUUAGAAUGGAGUGUUGGAAAUCGUCAUCACUUGGAAGCAAGACUUUCUCAACUUGCUCGUUUAGUACCAACAUUGCAGCUAGUCCAGGCUGAUGCAAGACAACUAGAAAACACAAUUUCAUUUACUCAUCAACUUGCAAAUAAUGUUUCUGCAAAAGUUAGACAGUUAGAUCUUGCAAAGAGUAGAGUUGUCGAUACUCAGAAAAGAGUUGGAGACUUGCUUGAUCUAGAGGGAUGCAGUGGUGGUGUGGCUACAGCUCUUGCACAGGAAGACUAUGAAACAGCUGCAGCUCAUAUUCAUCGCUUCUUAGCUAUGGAUGAAACUCUUCUUUUACAUACUACUGAUUCUGCAAGUAAAGCUGAAAGUGUUGAAACUUGGUUUGACCGUCUUCGUCAAGCUGAAAGAGAACUUAGCGCUACAAUAACUCGCAAAUUUGAUGAUGCUGUUAAGAGGGAAGACAUGGCUAGUGUUGACAGGUUUUUCAAAUUGUUUCCUCUAUUAAACAAACAUGAGGAAGGUCUUAAGAAAUUUACAACUUAUCUGUGUGCUGAAAUUCAAGAAAAAACUGCCCAGAAUCUAACGAAAGCCCAAAAUCUUGGUCCAAAAGAAAAGCGAUCACAUGUUAUUUGGGCUGACACCAUCACAUUACUGUUUGAGGGUAUUGCAAGAACUGUUGAAAUCCGGCAGCCAAUCAUUGAAACUUAUUAUGGUCCUGGCCAUUUGUCAUUAGUGUUGGAAAUGCUGCAAAGAGAGUGUGACCGUCAAGCUGGGAGAAUUGUAUCUGAAAUGCGAAAACACAGAAGACUAGAUGCUGUUGUAUCAUCUGUCCGAGAUUCAAUAAGGUCAGGUGGGGGUAAAGAUGCCAGGAUAGAUCUACCAGAUCCAAGAGAUUUAGAUACACUACUUGGAGAACUGACAUUGAUGAAUGCUCGUUCAGAACUUUACCUCCGGUUCAUCAGGAGACGAGUAGCUGCUGACUUCGAAGCUUCUAUCCCAGACAAAGUUGAGAGAGAGAAGCAGGAGGCAGCAUUUGAAGCAAAGCUCUCCCAUACGCAGCUCAUAUGUGACAUGGCUGUGAUUGUUGGAGAUUACACAAUACUUGAGCAGUUCUAUCUUAAUGAAUCUUUCAAGAAAGCCGUAGCUAUGGAUACAGUAGAAGAAAAAGCUAAAACAUCGUCUUUAGUCGAUGAUGUAUUUUACAUUAUCAAAAAGAGUGUAAGGCGUGCCAUUGCUUCAAGCAGUGUCGAUGGGGUUUGUGCAAUGCUCAAUCAUGCUGUCACGCUAAUUGAGACACAACUAGCUGGUGGAUUUAAUCAGACUUUAAGAAAAGGUUUCCCUGCCCAAGGUUAUUUAGAUUUUAAUCAGGCUUACACUGUUUUACAGUCAUCUUUACAGUCAACUCUACAGGCAGGCAAAAUAAAUUCUUCAACUACUGACUUUGAUGCUCUUAGACAAGCUUUUUUGACUGCUUUGAACAACGGUGAGACAAGUGUGCGCCAUGUGAGGAGUUUACACCAAACACUUGAGGAGAACAUCUCUGGUGCCAUGGUUGGUCUUACUCCAACCUCAAGAGCCAAGUUAGAGUCUUGUUUAAAUGACCUUAAAUCAACAACUGGUAGAUUGGGUAUGAUAGUUGAAUUUGGGAUCUCCCAGCUACGAGCAACUGCAGUAAAGCCUCGUGUGAAGCCAUGGGUUGAUACUUUUACCACCACAUCCCAUGACAUAAAAGAGGAGGAGUUUGCUUGUUAUGAAGCAAAUGAUCCCUUCAGCCAGACACUGAUGGUGCAAGUUGAUGGUUUACUAGGUUCUUUUGUUCCACUGCUCACAGAAGAAAAUUACAAAUCACUGGUAUCUGUUCUUGUAGCAGAGGUUGCUGCACAACUUGAGAAAGCAGUUUUGAAAACUACAUUCAAUAGGCUUGGUGGCUUACAACUUGACCGUGAAGUAAGAGCCAUUGUAGGAUAUUUGUCUCAAGUAUCAGAAUGGGGUGUAAGGGAACAGCUGACUAGGCUCACACAGAUGGCAACACUUCUAAACCUGGAAAAUUUAGCUGAGGUUUCAGAGUAUUCCAGCACAACAACCUGGAGAUUAACACCCUCUGAAAUGCGAAAAGUUUUACAGCUUAGAGUGGAUUUCAAAGCAGAUGAGAUAAAGAAGCUCAAGCUGUAAGAGACAAAAUUUUUUUUUUUUUUUUUGUAAUAUUUGCUUUCUUUGUUGCUACUUAGAUGCCCUGCAUAUUUAUCUGUUUACAUAACAUUCCUAUUUUAAUUGUCUGAAGUGUUUUGACAAAUAUUCUUUAAAGCUUUUUGUAUCUUCUGAAGGCAAAUAUAUAUAUAUUUACUGUAAAUAUUUACAUGUAAA